Molecule: messenger RNA, 1585 nt
Organism: Trichoderma asperellum CBS 433.97
Lineage: Eukaryota; Fungi; Ascomycota; Sordariomycetes; Hypocreales; Hypocreaceae
Molecular function (GO): glycosyltransferase activity
Source: RefSeq, a predicted model, not a curated record
CCAUCUUGUUUCCAAGUAUUGAUCAACGCAUAGAGCAUUGCAUUUAGAAAGCCUCUUUCUCUGUUUACUGUCGUUUACCUCCUUCUUUUAAGCCAUCAUGGACUCAUUCACCACAUACCCGAUACCAGACGGCGUCUAUGCUAUUCCUCACGAUGAGCUGGAUCUUCGGUCGGAUGCCGAAGUAGAUUACGAGCUUCUUAAUCCCAAACCUGUAACGGACGAGAAGAAUCUUUGGUUUUUUUGGAAUAGCGGAUUCCAGAAAAUGCACGGCUACCAUCAACGCACUGUACGAAACUGGCACAGGAGAUUUUCCAAGAAGGGAUGGGUUGUGCGCGUCAUGAAUGUUGAGCCGGGCUCCUCUCUGAACGUGGCAAAUUAUCUCGACGUACAAGAUCCGGAUGUGUUUCCAAAGGCCUUCACAGAUGGCACCAUCGGCGGCCAUCACGUGAAUCAGCACAUAUCAGAUCUUGUAAGGUUCCCCUUACUAUUGAAGUACGGCGGCGUCUAUGCAGACGUGGGCUUGGUUCAGAUUGGAGACCUCGACAGCGUAUGGAACGAAACUGUCGGCAAUCCAAGCUCUCCAUAUGAGAUUUUAACAUAUAAUACUGGUAGCGCCGAAGAUCGGAGCAUGACAAACUACUUCCUGGCUUCGGGACGAAAUAAUCCUUUCUUUCUUAGGUGCCAUAAGCUGUUACUGACGCUAUGGGCGGGGAAGACAAGUACUGAAGGAAUGCAUGCAAGUCCCUUGCUGAAAGGACUCCCUCUAAUGGACACCGGGCUUUCGAUGGAAGAGAAUGGCAUCACAUAUGGACGUGAAGAGACUGCAAAGAUGUUGACGGACUAUAUCAUUCAGGGCCAUGUCAUCACCAUGCUUAUGGGCCUUAUUGAUGUUGAGGGUGGCUGGAAUGGCCCUAAAUACGUAGCAGAGCACGUUUACGCAUACGAUUUUAUGAUUGGAUCCCAGCUGAUUAACGAAAUUACCGCUUGGAACGGCCCGAAGCAAUUCGAACUCAUGUCUUUACAUGUUCCGAAGGGCGAUGAAAAAGAAAGCGACGAUCAAAAGCUUGCGCGCAAGAUCGUCGAAGAUUGCUUAACCAAAAGCUUUGGUAUGAAGUUAGCAACUGGAAUGAUUGUUAGAGUCAUGGGAGAUACUUUGAGCUCUCUUUGGAAGAAACACGAUGGUAGCGACAACGCUCCUGGCACAUACGCCCACUGGCUGAGAUACGGUACUCUAUACUGGUGUCCUAAAAAUCACCCUGCAAAAACGGAUUUCAAAGAGAUGCCAGCAUUCAAGAUUGGAAGUCUACUGCUAGAAGGAGAGGUUGGCCCUGGGGCUUGUGCGACAACAAGUGGAAUUCGCGUACCAAAUUAAGGAUCUUAGAGUUGCAAAUCAAUAAUUGAUCAACGACAUAUCUUCUAAUAUUCGCGCGUAUGGUGUGUUUCGCCCCUAGAUUGGCUGAUUUGGGAUGAAAUAUAUGUGAUGAAUUAUAGGCAUAUGACGUGGCGGAAAGUUUGGUGUAACAACGAUUCAUAUUCAUAGACUUGAGAAUUCACACAAAAUUUAAUGCAAAUAUUACAGUACGUU